This is a messenger RNA of Synchiropus splendidus (mandarinfish), 2723 nucleotides long. RefSeq names its product protein tyrosine phosphatase non-receptor type 2a (gene ptpn2a). The coding region runs from base 144 to 1385 and encodes 413 amino acids. Gene Ontology annotation, biological process: protein dephosphorylation. Lineage: Eukaryota; Metazoa; Chordata; Actinopteri; Syngnathiformes; Callionymidae. The record is from RefSeq and is a predicted model, not a curated record. Gene Ontology annotation, molecular function: protein tyrosine phosphatase activity. The transcript is spliced from 9 exons.
ACAGUGUUGCACUGUGUAUAUAUACGUGUGCGUGGUAGCGCGCGCGUGUGUACAUGGCUACAGACAGAAGGGACUGACCGGGUGAACGGUGCUUCAACUACUCAGCGACAAAUAUCCAGUGUCUCAGGGCGCUAAUUCACAAAAUGGAGCAAGAGUUCGAGUCGAUCGAUCUAUCCGGGAAAUGGCAAAACAUUUACAACGAAAUCCGAAACCAAGCCAGUGAAUAUCCUUACAAAGUAGCAAAGCUUCCGGCCAAUAGGAAUUUAAACCGCUACAGAGAUGUCAGUCCAUAUGAUCACAGUCGGGUAAAACUUGAAAACUCUGACAAUGACUACAUCAAUGCAAGCUUAGUCGAGAUGGAAGAAGCCCAAAGAGCCUACAUACUUUCUCAGGGGCCUUUAAGAAAUACUUGUGGUCAUUUCUGGCUGAUGAUUUGGGAGCAGUGCACCAAAGCUGUGAUUAUGCUGAACAGAGUCAUUGAAAAGGGAUCUGAAAAGUGUGCACAGUACUGGCCAACCCCAGAAGAACUCGAGAUGUCUUUCACAGAUACAGGGUUUGUUGUGCGGCUCCUCUCAGAAGAGGACCAAUCUUAUUACACCAUCCGGUUGCUGGAACUGCAAAACAAAAAGACCGGGGAGUCGAGAGAAAUUUACCACUUUCAUUACACCACGUGGCCUGAUUUCGGUGUGCCAGAGUCUCCUGCCUCUUUUCUGAACUUCCUCUUUAAAGUUCGUGAGUCCGGGUCACUGGGCCCUAACCACGGUCCCUCUGUGGUCCACUGCAGUGCUGGGAUUGGACGGUCGGGCACCUUUGCCUUGGUGGACACCUGCUUGGUCCUGAUGGAACGCAGGACGAACCCAACAUCCGUGGACAUACAGAAAGUGCUUCUCGAUAUGAGAGAAUACCGCAUGGGCUUGAUCCAGACGCCCGAUCAGUUGCGUUUCUCCUACAUGGCUGUGAUAGAGGGGGCCAGAUCAACUUUGGGCUCCAGUCUAGCACAGAGCAGCAAGCAGUUAUCGGAAGAUGAUGAGGUGCCAUGUGUGGCUCCUCCUCCACCUCCUCCCAGACCAAACCUCAAUAGCAGCCGACCAAAUGGUCAGCCAGGAUCCAGACCAGAGUCGAUGCCGGUGCUCGAGGACCACCUACCAUCUGAGGAGUCUUGUAGCUCUGUGCCUAAUGAGAUGGAAAGUUCUGGUGCCAGGAAGCGAUUUCGCGAGGAGCGCAUUGCUAGCACCUCACAGAAGGUCCAGCAGAUGAAACGGAGACUGGUGGAGUCGGAGAGGAAACGUGACAACUGGCAGUACUGGAGGCCAAUCCUGCUCAACGUCAGUGCCGGCGCGGCUGUGGCCGCUGGCCUGCUGGUCUUUUGGAUGUACUCAAACUGACUUUUACUUUGCACCAGUACCUGGGAUUAGGUACUACUCCAAGUAGAUUUAGUGGUAAUGUUUGCAUAACUGAGGGUAUUUAUUUCUUAUGGAAGAAGAAGCGUGAGCGCUAGAUCAAACGAGCGUGUGUAUAUUUUUCAAGCAAGAUCAUAACAAAACUUGCGACAUCUCAGGAUCUUGGUGCCAGCACGAUGAUUUUCCUUUCCUUCUCAUCACGGAUGUUGAACUGUGUCAUAGUAAAUCACUAUGAAUUGCGCAGUACAAAGACAAUAUUGAUAGUUUUAUUUUUCCAUUUAUUUGUACUGAUCAGGUAUUUGUUGAUCAAAUGGACACAUUUCAAAUUUACAACUGUCCUACCAGUAGUUUUGUAGGAUGUUUCCUGGUUCACUUGUAUUUUUUUUUUUUUUUUUUUUUUCCUUUUGUGAAAUGCUCUUGCAUGCAUUCAACCCCCCCCCUCUUUCUCUCUGAACAGCUUCUUGUUCUUCCAUUCACAUUGAGCAGGGCAUCCCAAAAUGGACAUAUAUAUAUAUUUUUAUGUGACUGGAUAUGACAACUGCCUUGCUGGUGUUUUCUGCUAGAAUGCUAAUCCUUUUUGUUUUCCAUGCCUCAUUUUUAGGGUCUCAUCCCAUGGAUAAUGUCAUUCAACUCAGUGAUAUUUACCCACUGGAUGGGUUUUUAUGUGUGUGUGUGUGUGUGUUGGCCCUCUGUUGCCCCAAAACCAAAGCAAGUGUGCCCGUUUAAGGAAAGGAAACGAGUCCUUGUCGUAGUUCAAUGCUAGAAUGUAUUUUCUGUUGGAUCCCUGGGAUCUGAAACCUCUGAAUUCCUGGCCCCAGAGUUCAGUGGAAGCUUUAUUGGUGUGCAGAGCUGUAACAGUUGGCGCUGGGAUGAAAAUAUUCAGAGUGAUGGCAAACAAUUUGACCUAUUUGAUUGCUGUUGGUUUUUAAUGUGCCUUGAACUAAGUUAAAUUCAGAGAUUAGCAAGUGUGUGCUAUACUGGAAAGUGUACACGUUCCUUUUCCAUAAAAUGCUGUAGCUAACGUCACUGACUGGUUUGUCAUAUUUGAUGUGCUGCAAUAGACUAAUGGACCCUUUAAACAGCAAUUUGUCUUAAUUUGACCAUUCCCACUAUAGCUCAUGGUAUUUUCCUCAGUUCCCCAAUAAACCAGGAAAGAUGAUCUGUGACAUUCCAUAAAUUCAUAGCUCCUAAACCCAGUUUGGUCAUCUGCUGUUCUGCCAUGUCGUGGCGAUGUUAAACAUUGGGAUUACAUAGCAAAACGUGACAAACUUCAUGAAUAAUAAAUGAUUCCACCCUUUUUAAAAGUAUUUUUUCUUUGUGGUG